Molecule: messenger RNA, 3006 nt
Organism: Marchantia polymorpha subsp. ruderalis
Lineage: Eukaryota; Viridiplantae; Streptophyta; Marchantiopsida; Marchantiales; Marchantiaceae
Source: the annotation of a GenBank genome assembly
GGUCCGGGCCCGCUCGUCGGCUUCGUUCCAUCUGCUGGCGUAUGGUGCGUUGGGCUCUUGCGGGCCUCGGUUGCGGUUGGGCUCGGAUCGAAGCAGAGAGAGCCGAAGUACGGUGGAUGUACAUAUCUGGAAGGAGGGAGGAGCGCAGGGGAUCUGAUCUUGCUGCUGCGAGUCUUGUGCCAUCGGGGGGCCUCGGAGGGCAUGGGGCUCAUGUGACAGUGUCGCGGUCAGAUCGGUCCGACUGAUGCCUGAAUUGCAUUGAAGCGGGGUUACUUGCUGCCUGCGCACGCAGAGAGAUGGAGAUUCCAGCGCAGGGCCGCAGUGACGGGAAAGCGGAGAAAGUCCGGCCGAACGGACAAUAGAAAGAAGGAAGGAAGGAAGGAAGGGCGUGCAGUCAGUCUGUGACAGAGAGCUGAGCAGGGCAGGGCAGGCAGCAGAGAGCCCCUUUUCUGUCUUUCUUUCGCUCCGCUUGGCGUCGCCUUUGGCCUACUUUCGUUUCUUUUCCUGCCCCCUUUCCUUAAAAGGCUCCCACCUCCAACACCUCCAGUGGCGUGCGUUCUAUGGUCCAGUGCCCGUCCCGUCCCCCCGCUACCUCCUCCGCGUGUUCCGUAUAUUAGACUCGGCUCUGGGCGACUUUCAUUCCCCUCCGCCUCUGCUGUUGUAGGAGCACCCUUUGCCCCGAGCGAGUGAGCGAGCGAGCGGCUGACUGACAGUCGAGUCGAGUCGACGCCCAUCGAGCUGUAGUGGCCUGAGGUGCUUUUGGGCGAAUGUGUCCAACUCGGACGAGGAGUGAGCACUUCUUGGACUCCCGUUAAAUCUUUGCCUGCGAUUCUACUCCUGCUCCUCCUCCUCCGUCCUCUUGCUCCUCGGGCCUUCCUGUUCUGGUUCUUACCUGCUCCCUCCCUUUCUCCCUCCCUCCCGCCCGCCCGCCUGCGCCUUGGUCAAAGAUCCCGUCUCCACUAUCGCUGUCUGCGUCUGUCGACAAGCACGUCGCCAUGAAUUUGCUGCUCCUGCAGCCCCCCACCUGAAGCUUCUGGGUUUUCCCCCAUUGUGGGCUGCCUGCCUUCCUGCCUGCCUUUAAGUUGACACAAUUCUCCACCAUUUGACUUCGCCUCUCUUCACCGCUCUCGAGCAUUAUCCGCUCAGGCUCCCGUUCGGGCUCGACUCCUCUCGCUGCACGUAUUCGGGCUAUACAAUUGGUUGGGCUCUGGUCCGAAGGUUGACGCGGCGUUCUCUCUGCCCCGCUCUUUUCAACCCCAUCCCCCUCCCUCCCAUCCUGCAUCCUGUUCCGGCCUCGGUGCUCGAGUGAUUUGAACGAGUGACUGCAUCUUGAGGAUCUUUCUUCCCGAGGAGACCCCUUCGUUGCCUUCGCGGCGAAUUUUGCACCUGCAGGUUAUGGUGGUGGUCGUCUUCCGAGGAUAGUCAAGUCAGAGGCGUUUCAGAUUCCGACGCAUUGGUAAAUAUUGGAUAAUUGUCUCGUGGUAGCGGGAUUGUGAUUUCUUGCAAGAAUUCGACGGGCGUGGUCGGGCUGAGCCCGGUAGAGUGGAGGCACGUCGGAAGUCCGAUUGACAGCAAGAAAGAGCUCUUCUUCCGUGUCUCGAUAAGAGUCGUGAUCUUGCCGUCGUCGGCUUGACCUGUACCUAGCUACUAGGCCGAGUCCGUGGAGAAACUCAGAUAGGCCCGUCGACCAUCGUGCUGACUUGUCAAUUACGUCACGAGCUUCAAUGGUGGGGGUUCGCUAAUGUCCGCAGAUAGUGACGGGUUCUUGGAGUUUCUGCCGAGCGAUUUAAGUCUUAAAGAAUCAUGCCAGGAUCAGGCAUGUCUCCAUGCGCUGCCUGCAAAUUACUGAGACGACGAUGUGCUAGAGACUGCGUGUUUGCGCCAUACUUUCCUCCGGACGAACCACAAAAGUUUGCCAAUGUGCACAAGGUUUUCGGAGCAAGCAAUGUCAACAAAAUGCUGCAGGAUCUGCCGAUACAUUCGAGAGGGGAUGCCGUGAGCUCCAUGGUGUACGAAGCGGAUGCAAGAGUGCGCGAUCCCGUCUACGGAUGCGUGGGUGCAAUUUCAUCACUCCAACAGCAGGUCGCGCAGCUGCAGACUCAACUGGCGGUGGCCAACGCUGAGAUUGUGUGUAUACGUAUGCAUCAGGCCGCAUUGGUGUCGAACGCGCACCAUAUGAAAGACGGAAUGGUCACGAACAACUCUCCUCCACUAACGCCGCCCUCUCCAGAACUCAAUCACCACAUGAAACCCAUGAUUGGAGGACUCGAACCGUUGGAGCUCACGGAACCUCUUUGGUCAUGAGACGAGCCUACGACCAGCAAUCGAUUCGCCUUUCACUCGGAUUAUCUUAAGAGGAUGAAGCGGGUUCGUGCACACUCAGAUUCUUUCACGAAACUGAGCCUCCACGACCAGCCAGCCAUUUUACGCACCUCGUUGAAGAGAGUUUUUUUUAUCUUUUAUUUUUGGUUCCUCUUUUCCUCGUUCAAGAUUGUCAAUACGUUGUACAUUUGUAAUACUCGACCCGGUUUGCUAGGAGAGAUACAACCUGGGCUCAACCCUCCGUCUUUCUUAGCAAUCCUGUGAUCGUUCCAUAUGGCUCAGUGUGAUAGCAGUUAGAACAAGGCUGGAGAAGCUGUUCCCCAAAGCGGGUUGAAUGCAAAGCAAGGUUGUCGUUCUUGUGAGUGUUAGUGCAGGAUGUAAAAGCUGAAACUGGACCGAUGAGGCCGUACUCGCUGUUCUUCGUGCCCGCUUCCACUGUCACGUUUUCGGACCUCUCUAGAAAUUGUCCCUUACAAUCUUGUCGGGAUUCUAGCACUUACCCGCUGUUAUGCCGAUGGCAGCAGCUAGGACUGUACAUACCACUGUUUGUCCUCAGAAGGAAUUGUCAAGCAUCACUCUGAAUUUGUCUGCGCCAAGUGGACAAUUUCCACUAGACGAAGCUACAGAUGAAAUGUAUCAGUGGGCGCGUUUCCGGCCUUCGCUGUUAAAAAACUCCUGUUCCCU